GCUUCAAUCCAAAAUAUCUCUAUCAUUUAACGUGGAAGUUAACUCUUGACCCUUCAAUUAAACAGAAUUAAAGAUAGAUCUUUGCUGUUCGCUUCUCCAUUAAGGCUUCACCUUUUCACAAUUUGAUUUCAUCAUCAUCAUCAUCAUCAUUCGUAACUGUUUUACUCAACAAAACAAAAACAUGCCUUCUCGUUGUGAAAUUUUCUGCGAGAUUUUGAUCGCUAUUUUGCUUCCUCCAUUGGGAGUCUGCCUCCGCCAUGGUUGUUGCACUGUACGGAUUCCUUCUCUCUUGCUUUUCCUUUUUUAAUGUCUUUUAAUUUUU
This is a messenger RNA of Pistacia vera, 322 nucleotides long. Its product is annotated as UPF0057 membrane protein At4g30660-like. Lineage: Eukaryota; Viridiplantae; Streptophyta; Magnoliopsida; Sapindales; Anacardiaceae. The transcript has a single exon. Gene Ontology annotation, cellular component: membrane. The record is from RefSeq and is a predicted model, not a curated record. Bases 182 to 307 code for a protein of 41 amino acids.